Messenger RNA from Tachysurus fulvidraco (yellow catfish), 3288 nucleotides. RefSeq names its product insulin-like growth factor binding protein 2a (gene igfbp2a). The record is from RefSeq and is a predicted model, not a curated record. The transcript is spliced from 5 exons. Gene Ontology annotation, molecular function: insulin-like growth factor II binding; insulin-like growth factor I binding. Lineage: Eukaryota; Metazoa; Chordata; Actinopteri; Siluriformes; Bagridae. The coding region runs from base 159 to 995 and encodes 278 amino acids. Gene Ontology annotation, cellular component: extracellular region. Gene Ontology annotation, biological process: regulation of insulin-like growth factor receptor signaling pathway.
CGCGCUCUUCUCAGGAUGUUGUGUUAUGAUGUCAGCGCUACAUAAGGACCGACUGGACACAGCCAAGAUCAAGUUGUUGUACUUUCCAUGUCUGCUAGCGCGCUUCAGUUGCCACUUUUGGAAGCCGACAGGAGUGUCGUGCAAAAUACCCAACUACAAUGUCUUACGUACUUUUGGACCUGCUGCUUUUGGUGGCAUUUGCAGACGCUGUGCGUGCGGAGCUUGUCUUUCGCUGUCCAAGCUGCAGUGCCGAGCGCCAGGCGGAGUGUCCCGCUCUCACUGCCGAGAGCUGCGUCGAGAUCGUGCGCGAACCGGGCUGUGGUUGCUGCCCGGUGUGUGCUCUCCGGGCCGGAGAACCGUGUGGUGUGUACACGCCGCGCUGCGCCAGCGGCUUUCGCUGUUACCCCGAGCCAGACUCGGAGCUGCCACUCGAGCAGUUAGUGCGCGGCCUGGGUCGCUGCGCGCUCAAAGCGGACGGGGAACCAACCACGGGGAGCGCUCAUCUGAGCGGUAAAAUGCUGUUGGGUUCACUAGUAGAACAAACUGAAGUCCCUGCAAUUAGAAGGCCUACAAAAGACAACCAGUGGAUUGGACCUAAAGAGAGUGCUGUCAUCCAUCACCGGCAACAGAUGAAGACUAAGAUGAAGUAUAAAGCAGAGGAGCCCAAGGUGUCAAGCACCAAGCUGGGCAAUUGUCAGCAGGAGAUGGAUCAAGUACUUGAGAGGAUUUCUAAAAUGCUGUUCCAAGAUAAUCGUGGACCUCUGGAGGACCUCUACUCUGUUCACAUACCCAACUGUGACAGGAGGGGCCAGUACAACUUAAAACAGUGCAAGAUGUCAGUGAAUGGACAACGGGGUGAGUGCUGGUGUGUGAACCCCCACACAGGCAGGCACAUCCAGACCUCCCCAGUGAUGAGAGGUGACCCCAACUGCAGUCAAUACAUCAGUGCUUUGGAGAUGGAGCAACCUUCAGCGCCACAAAAAUUCUUUAGGUGAUUUGGCAGCAAAAAGAUGGAGAUGGAGACGUGUUGACAAGAAGGAGACUCUUUAUUUGUUGUUACUGUUGUUCUCCGGGUCUUUGCACUGGAUGUUGCCUCCACUGUAGUGAGUUCCUGGUAUUGUGGCUCCAAAUUUAUCUACACACCAACAAAUACCUCGCUUCUGCCCCCUGGAGGGUUUACACUGCAACAAAACAGCAGGGGGAAGUGAUGUUUAACAUUUAGCCAAAAAUAAAUUUAAUCAUCUCUAUCUGAGACGUACUAUACAAAUUUAAUAUUUUUUGCAUAAUGCAACAUGGAGAUCAAAAUCUUAUUUUACUUGCCUGCUACAGUUCAGUUUAAUUAUUACUGUUGUCUGACUGAAAUAAUCGUGCUGGAAGUAGCAAUUAGAAAAUAGGUAAAUUAUGACCAUGAAGGGAUGCACAUGGUCAGUAACAAUACUCAAGUAGGCUGUGACUUCAAAAGAUAAAUGGUAUUAACAUACACAUAAUGUGCAAAGAAAAUAUUCCUUACACCUUUACAUCAUUUCCACAAACCUGGAAUGUUGACACAUCGCAGAUGGGGUACAUGGAUUUAUGCUGUUGGCAUUAAAUUCUGACCCUACCAUCUAUGUGGUUCAUUAGAAAUUAAUAUUAAUCAGACCAGACUAUGUUUUUACAGUUUUGUCUAGCUACUGUCUAGCUGUGGUGAGCCUGUGCCCACUGAGGCCUCAGUAUUAUCUUCUUGGCUGAGGGAUGUGAAACCAGCAGUCCGACUGGUCUGUGGCUACACAGCCCGGAGGCAGCAAGCUAUGAUUAUCAUAAACAGCAUUAAUUUUUUAUCAGACCAGACAGCCAAGCAUUUGCUCCAUGCAGUAUGUGCAUAAAUCUUGGGUCCCUAUGACCAAUGGCACUGCUUGUCCUUCUUUGGACCACUUUUGAUAGGAAACACUGCAUACUGGAAACAUACCACAAAACCUGUUGUUUUAGUUAUGCUCUGACCCAAUUAUCUAUCCAUCAAAUUCUUUGUUUGCAUUCAAUACAUCAACUUUGAGAACUGAAUUUUCACUUGCUGCAUAAUAAUCCCUUGGCAGUGCCAGUGUAAUGAGCUAAUCAAUGUUAUUUGCUUCACCUGUCUGUGGUUUUAAUUUUAUUAAUUCUGAUCAUUACCCAUGAGAGCCUCAGAUUAUUUUUUUCUUGGAUGACAGGAAUGGCACCCAGUGUUGUUUACUGCCCAUUCAACUGAAGAUUUGAUGUUUUGUGCAUCAGAGAUCUGAGAUCACACUUUUUCACAUCCUCAAUAUGAAUAUCAACUGAUGUUACUGUGCACAAUUAGUGUUUAAAUGCCUGAAGCAUGGUGGUGGAGAUUAGUGAAGGAACAUGUGUUAUCUGUAUCUGAAAAACAGUAAUAGUAAUAAUUUUUUUGUAAUUACUAUAUAAUUAUAAUAGUAAUUUUUUGUAAUAGUAUAUUUGCUGAUGCCUGAAAUUAUAAAAUUGUGGAGAAUUGUCAUUUUUACAUGUACUUACUCAGUUAUGAGUCUGUAAAAUUUUAGAAAUAUGUAUCUGUGUCCCAACAGAGUUUUAGACUGAUGGUAGUCUUACUCUGUGACCUAGUGAACUAGUGCAGAUUUAUUCAUUGAUAAAGAUUUCAAAUCACCUUUGCACAUCUGGCUCUGCAUAAGGCCAUCUGCCAAAUGGCAUAAAUGUAAAUAUAAAUUUAAAUCUAUAUAAUAUGCUAUUUUUUUCAAUCUGUUAUAUAUGGCUUAAAACCUGUUUGCGCUUGAAGAAGCCCUUUUUGUCACAAUUAGGCAGAUAGAGAGACAGAGCCACGACUCUGGGCAUGUCCUUCAUCCUCCGGACAAUUAUGUCAAGCUUCCUCCUACACUGUCCCUGUAAUUAACAAAAAUCAACAAAAUAUGUAAUAUAAGUACAUUAUAUGCUUUUAUUCCAGGGUAUCAUAACAUAGCAGUUCUUCAAAAUGGAAAGCUUUGCGAGCUCACUGGUAUGAGUCUUACCAUUUCCGGCUGGACCUUCUGGAUGCUGAGUGGGGAGGAGUUAAUAUGGACUCUGGUCCUCAGUUUAGAUUGUAACUGUUUCCUGUUCUUUUGAACUGCCAGGACUUUCUUGUUGUUGAUGUGGUUUUGAGAAAACAUAGGCACCUUAGAAUGAUGAAGUAGAUUUUCAGACACUAGCCCCAAGACACCUUUAGGUAGCUCUUGAUCUAUGGAUGGGAAUCAAGAAAUUAUAAAGCUAAUUUGUUCAAAGCAGAAAGCUUACACAUUAAAUGUCAUGGACGUGGGGAAACUCAUAAAA